AUGUUAACCAACGCCAGUUCUGACUUUGACCUGACCAUUCGCCAGCAGCCCGACCGGGCGCGCGUGGCUGGGGGCAAAGAGAAAGAGCGCAAGCCGAUCGAUCCGCCCCCGAUUGUUCAGCUUCGUGUGCGAGAGGAGGGCUCUUACCUGGCGCAUCUGUACGAUGCGUCAGAAGAUCGUCCGGUGCCGGUUGCUCCGUCGACAGCACUAGCAGGUACUUUGGUUUCGUCUCUCCACAGGUUGAAAGACGUUGACAAUAGUGAUGGCGGGUUCUUUGUCUUUGGUGACUUGUCUGUAAAGAUCGAGGGCGAGUACCGAUUGAAAUUCACAUUGUUCGAGAUGCGAAGAGAGCAAGUCACCUACCUGAAGACCAUAAUUUCAGAGCGUUUCACAGUGUCACCCCCCAAGAGUUUCCCUGGCAUGAUGGAGUCCACCUUUCUUUCUCGGUCCUUUGCAGAUCAGGGAGUUAAGUUGCGCAUUCGCAAGGAGCCUAGAACAAUGAUGAAACGUCCUCGACCGGACGAAUUUCCUCAAUCGCUACCUCCGCGGUCUCCAGAGCGUCAGUCAGUGCAAAUUCCUCCUGCGACAGCGUAUAGAGGCUAUCCAGCAACAAGUCAAGACUAUGCGUACUACGGGGCGCCGGUUAAGCGCCAACGCGCCUCUAUUGACUACGGUCGUCAACCAAGUUUAUACCCGGACACAGAUGCUCGCAUGGCUCGUCCAAUGGACACGUACGGCCAACCGACAGCUAUGUACGGACAGCCUAGUGCAUACCAAACACCAACAAUGCCGUACUCGACAGGUCAGGUGGUGCCGGAUUAUGGGGUGCGUUCUACUCCCGAGGCAAAAUGGUCUGGUGGCUGGCAGCAACAGAACCUCUUUUUCAACUAA
This is a messenger RNA of Penicillium angulare, 891 nucleotides long. RefSeq names its product velvet factor family protein. The transcript is spliced from 6 exons. NCBI's taxonomy places the organism in Eukaryota, Fungi, Ascomycota, Eurotiomycetes, Eurotiales, Aspergillaceae. The record is from RefSeq and is a predicted model, not a curated record. The coding region runs from base 1 to 891 and encodes 296 amino acids.